CUGUCCCUCCUUACACCAACAGUGUACGUGCUAAGCAGUGCGGCAUUCCUGGUCAAUUUGCAAGGGUGUACACUGUACUUGCCCAAGCAAGCCGUUGCAGUGUUCUCCCUCUUCAAUCCCCAUAGUACGGUCUACAUAGGCGUCCACAAGCCAAAACUUCGGCUUCGUUUCUCCAUCCACGUGCACGUUGUUGAGGCGCGAACGACUACGGUAUAAAUCUUUGUGCUCUGUUGCUGCAGGACAGGCUGUGUUUCAGAGAGUGAAGUGUGCGUGCACGUGAGUGUGUGUGUGUGUGUGCGUGUGUGUGACUGUGAUAUACCGGUUGCUGUCCACAUGGCAACGCAUACAAGCGACCAUGUGUUGCAGCAAUGGUUUGCCUCAGUGGACAUGGACCGCAGCGGUGCUGUGAAUGCAGACGAGCUGAGGAGAGCACUGGCUGUAGGGAACCUUCACUUCCCAAUGCGGACCAUCUCUCAGAUGAUCAGGAUGUACGAUCGUGAUAGCAGUGGACAGAUAUCAUUCAACGAGUUCGUCCAGCUGCAUAAUUUUCUCUGCGAAGUUUCCGAGAGCUUCUACGCGUACGACAGAGAUCGCAAUGGUGUUCUGACCUUCCACGAGAUUCUGGAUGCUCUGAAGAGGCUCAAAUUUAACCUCGAGUAUCCAGCGCUGCAGUCAGCUUGUCAGCUGUUCGACCCUUCGCGCACAGGCAUGUUGAAGAUGGAUGAUUACAUCUCCCUCUGCUGCUUUCUCCAACUUUCAGAUCGCAUCUUCAAAUUCUAUGACCCGGGGAACCAAGGGACGGUGAAUCUGAAUUUCAGUCAGUUUGUUUUUUGCGCUGGACAAGUGAGUUCCUGAGUUCAUCUGUGCUGAACUCAAACCAACAGUGACCGGCAAUGGGAUUCUGACGUGGUGGAGGGUGUGCAAGUGCAUGAAGAAGACACUCACAGAAGGUAGUGUGGUCUGUUGUGUGCCCAGGGAGGACAACAAACAGUGAUUGGCAGUGGGGAUUCUGACUUGCUGGAUGGAGGGGAAGGGGGGGGGGGGGGCAAGUGCAGGAAGAAGAAUAUUACAGAAUGUAGUGUGGUCUGUUGUGUGCCCAGCAAGGACAACAAAACGUGUACGUAGAUGGUAUGAUAAGAACAUAAGAGCUUGAGACGUCAUGAGAGCACUGAACUGUUAAUUAAUGACUGCAAGAGCCGGCUUCUAGAGUGCACAAAUGUUUUUUUUUUCUUUUUUUCUUUUUUUCUUGUUGAAGUGUGUGCUACUGGCGUUAACCCUUGUUAAAUGACCAGUACAUGCCAGCCAACGCCUGCGGGGCCCCUUAUGGAGGCUGCCCACCGCGGGAUUAUUUUAUCAACGGCGUGCGAGCCUCCAAAAUUUUUGGAGAGGCUCAAUCAGAUUCUCAACUUGGCUGGGGCCAUAAACUGGUGGUUUAAGCCACAAGUACGUCUGGGCCUUGGGCCUCCUCCCCAGGUGGAUUUUUGCUGUGGACCAAUUCAAGCUGAACUGGCCGCAUUUGCCUGCCCCUGCCAGCAUUUCCCGUCAAGUAGAGCUGACCUGGAACUGGGCCUGGUAGUGUUGUUGCCCCCCCGGUAGGCCUGACCCAAAGCGCCCGCCGUGUAGGAACAAAAUAGCUGGUAAAUGUAUUGAUUGGUAAGGACACGAAAGCCCCGGAGAAAGGCAGCUCACCUAACAACUGGCUAGCUACAAGUUUGUGCUACUGUACUCAGCAGAAAGGUGCGUAAUUCAAAUUAUAUGUUCUCUGCAGUAGGUCCUUAUGGCCCUGGCUCCAUAUCCAUUCUGGGGAGCGUCAGUCCGGUUCCUAUUCCACGGGCAAGUUAAGAUCUGUCUGGCCGAAGGAUCCCUGAUCAGCAUUGAUUGCUCCAGUAGUGUGGAGGAUUAACUGUCAGCUUGCCUUGCUUCCAUCUUUCCUCUCAGGUCUAUCUAACUAGGAUCUGUCAGGGAAAGUGAACUAAGCUUGCAUAAUUCAAAUUAUCUGUUCUCUGCAGUAGGGACAGUGAACUAAGCUAUCUACUUAGCAGAGGGGUGUGUUAUUUACGCAAGUCGAGCUACAAGUGGACGUUUAUCAUAGCCACUGCACACUCGCAGGCUUGGGUGUGGGGCACUUGGUCGUAACUCUUGAUAUCUGAGCUCUCCCCGUAGGGUGGUUUCUUGUAUGGCGAAAGGGAAACUCUAUUGGCUUUACUAUACCCCAAGAGUUCUAUGUACAAUGUCCCACAAAUGUUCCAGCAAAGAACCAGGAAUAGAGUGCCUGGUCAACGCUAAAACCAGGAGUAGAAUGCGUGGUAAGCAUUGGUGUAACUCCUGGGAAAUUCCAGGCGUGGAACAUCAAAAAUUGCAAUGAAUAAAAGAGGAGGGGUGGACUUCAAAAAAGUAAAAAAAAAAAAAUAAACUAUGCAAGGAAGAUGCUUCUGUGGUUGUUGUCGACAGCACCAAUUAACUUUCUGCCGUCUCCCACUGCUUGUGGUCUGGUGGCUGCCUAUGCACUCUCCCAUAACAGCCUCUCCUUUGCAUCUGUGGAGGCGCGGGAGGUUGGACCUACGUUGUUUUAUAGUCCUGUUUGGAAUGAAUUAGCUUGUGCUGGACCUGCUUUUGAGUGAUUGCAUGCGAACGCAACCUAUAACUCGUCUGGGCCAUCUUCCACUGCACAGGGUCGUGCUCAUUACAGACUUCCGUUGCAGACAUACAAGGAUGAUGUGUUUCAUGCUUUCCUCUCUCAAGUCACUGGUUACUUGUUUGGUGGUACGCCAAUAAAAGUGACGGGCUCAU
This is a messenger RNA of Chara braunii, 2790 nucleotides long. NCBI's taxonomy places the organism in Eukaryota, Viridiplantae, Streptophyta, Charophyceae, Charales, Characeae. The record is from the annotation of a GenBank genome assembly.